This is a messenger RNA of Eublepharis macularius, 5103 nucleotides long. It is a transcript of the gene TDRP, whose product is annotated as testis development related protein. The record is from RefSeq and is a predicted model, not a curated record. The transcript has 4 exons. Gene Ontology annotation, biological process: spermatogenesis. NCBI's taxonomy places the organism in Eukaryota, Metazoa, Chordata, Lepidosauria, Squamata, Eublepharidae. The coding region runs from base 411 to 977 and encodes 188 amino acids. Gene Ontology annotation, cellular component: nucleus; cytosol.
AGCCGGCGUCUGGCGGGUCUGUGGGGGGGAGGAGGCACGGACGUCGACGCGGCUGCCUUGGAAGGAGCCUGUGGGGCUCCUCGGCCCGCGCCGCCGUGAGGGGCAAAGGCCUCCCUCCCCCGGCCAGGCCCCAACGGCCGGGACAGCGCGCGACGCGGGUUGCCGUGGCGACGAGGCAAGCCCGUUCCCUCCGCCGUUCCUCCCCUCCCGCCAGCUGCCCCCGUCCCUCCCACCGCCCAGCCAGCCGCAAACAUGGCAGCGGCCACUCGGAAGCUCCGCGCUGCGGUGGUGGCUCUGGCGGCCGCAAGGGAAGGUCACAGGAAUAAAUAAGACAGGGACACCGCCAACCCACUUCUCCUCCCCUUUCCUUUCCCUCCCCCUCCUUUUCUCCACCUUGCCAUCCCCUGAGAAUGUGGAAACUCAACAAGGGCAGCAAAGUUCUCUUGGAUGAUUCUCCAGAGGAGGAAGAGAGCCAUUUGCACGAUUCACCGCCUCCACCUUCACCAGCAGCCACCUUCUCAGCCCAGGUUCAAGGUGCAGGUUUUCGAGGCUGGAAAGAAGUUACCUCUAUAUUCAAUAAGGAUGAUGAACAGCAGUUGCUAACAGGGUGUAAAUCUCCAAAAUCUAAAGGAGCAAGUUUAAAAUUAAAAGAAGAUACGAAGUCAGAAAAGAAAGCUAGUUUUUGGGAUAAUUUGGUGAUCAAACAGAACAUCCAGUCGAGAAAACCAGAUGAAAUUGAAGGAUGGGAGCCUCCACAGAUUGCUGCCAGUGACCACCUCAGUGAUCCAGGAAGUACUUUAAGUGACUAUUCAUCUUGGUCAGGCUGGGAAGAUGAAACCAAAGGCUCCACAAAAUACACUAACUUGGCGAGCUCAGCAAAUAGUUCAAGGUGGAGUAUCAAAUCUGCAGGAAGGCUGGUUAGUAUUAGGCGACAGAGCAAAGGUAAUCUGACUGAUAACUGGGAAGAACUAGAAUGAUGCACAGAAUGUGUAAUGUUCCAUAAAUUUAUGAUAGGUGACAUGAUUCAUGUACCUCUUCAAACCAAAAUUGAAUCUGCUUAACGUUGCACCUUUUUACAGACCGAUUUUAUUGAAAUUGUCCAGCAGCUUGUUCACCAUAUUGUAAAUGUCCUGGUACUUUGGUUUUCCACAUUGAACAAAGCACCUGAUUUGUGCCUAUAUUUCACUCAGUCAUACUGGAUAGUAUCUUAGUUUGUUCUUUUUUUAAAAAAAUAGUGAAUGUAUACAUUGGUCAAAUAGUCAACUGCCUUACAUAAGGACUUCAUUAGUCUGAAGUUCUGGAUUUCAUAAUGUUUGGAUAUCAUAAAUUUGUACUUUGAAUGCUGUUCAGUGCUCUGUUGAAUGCUUUGAAUGCUAUUCUUAUUAUGUAUCAGUGCUAAUUUGCAUCUUAUCAUAGCAAAGUUUCAGCAUCAUACAUUGUUUUUCUUAUCCAUGAAAGGAGGAGUCUCAGGCUAGAACACCAGAAAUAGUGUGUUUUCCGAAGUACUGUACAUGAAUGUGUGAAAACCUUACACUCACUUGCUUCUUAUAUUCUGUUACAAAGUGUUCAGAGAUAAGUAAAACCAGGCUUUCACAUAUUACAUUGAUUGAUCUGUAGAACAGCUUUGUCAUAGACUGUCAACACAGCUGAGGUGGCAAUAAAAGUCCUGUUCAUCCAUUCUCUAGGUGUUGUAGAAACCAACCAAAAUAGCUUCCACGUGGUGUAACUUCACAUUGCAGCAGUAACAGAAACAAGGCUCAUUUGCAUGGGUCACGUAGAUCAUAUGAGUGCCUCCCUGGCCAGCACUAUGUCUUUACAGGGUCUUUGCAUGUGUUAAUACUGCACUGUGCAUCCUGAUUACAUGGUAGUUAGUUUUAAGCAGCUGCUGUAUUGUUUGGGUAAGUAUCAGGCCUGAGCUUCAGAAAAUAGUCUAUACAGAAACCUCAUUCCUCAGUUUAGAGGCAUGUUGUUUGUCAACCUUUGUCCUCAUUCCUCUUCAGCUUAGAUUCUUACCUGAUGAUGCUCUCUUGGUGCAUUUUCAGGGUGACCUAGGUUAAUGUUCAGUCUGUACUGUGCACAAGGAUUAUUUUUAAUCUGUGUGUAUGCUAUCAUUGAGAGGUUUAGUCUUACUGGUUGCUGCUAACUUUCUUUUUAUUACUAAAAUGAGCUAUGCAUUAAAGUACAUAUGAGAGAUUCGAAAUAUAAUGUAAGGUAAACUUUGUGUUGUUCUAAUUGAACAUUUUCACAUGCUCAUUUUAUUUAAAAUUGUCCAAGUUAUAUGAUGUUAGUGACAAAGGGGCACUGUAAAGCAGUGUGCCUACCACUGUGACAGCAAAUAAAAAAAGGAUCCCGGUGACAUGAUUUCUCAGUCAGCUUAAGGAAGAACAGUAUUGUAGACAUGCAUGUCAUUUUUACUUCAGUCACAGGCAACCUGUUUUAAAAAGUAACGUAAGAUCAUCUUUGUUGCGCAGGAAGUCAAAUGUUGCAUGGAUGGAAUAACCAAGCAUCUGUACUUUCACUUUUCAUCAUUUGGCCACAUGUGCAAACUUUCCUCAAGGUUCAGAGAGCUAACUGGCUAGAACCAUUUUGCUACACAGUGUUCUGUCUUUUCUGAAAUAGAGCCAACGCUGACACCACUGCACAUCAAAAAACUGGGAGAAAGCAACAAGUUGCCAGAGUCAUAGUGGGAGUAGAGGUCAGGAACUAGGGAUAAGUUACUGACUCAUAUGGCUGUUACCACUACUGAUUUGAACUAAGGGGGGAAAUGCUAAAAGUGCCUUGUUCUAGACUGAUCUAUCCUGUAACUGCUCAGAGUUAGACUUUACAGGUACUUCCUUGCUGUUUCUUAUGUACUCUUGUUGACCUCUUAAAAUUCCAAAAAAUGAAUGUUUAAAUGAAAGAUUUUUAAAAUCUUUGACUUCCCUAAACUGAAACAGAGCUGGAAUCUUUGCUUGAUGCUGAUGCUGAGCUUAUAUACCGCUGGUCAUGUAAUAAACUUAUUCAGCAAUAUGAAAGAAAAAUCAAGAUCUACUUCCAACAAUGAACAUGAAAUGAAUGAUUUUGUAACUAUGCAUCAAUUUUGUAGAUGUUUUGACAAUUUAAUAACCCAGUUCAUAGAAUACAAUAUUAAUGCAAGGAAGAGGAAGAGAUCAGUACAUCAGUAUGUUCCUCUCCUCCACAGGUGCACACAGCUUUGCAACCUCCUUCAGCAAUGUACAUGCUCUCCCAGGUCUUGGGACAUCAUGUCAUCCUUCCUCUUGUCUCCUCUAUUGCUGACACUGCCCAUUUUAGGAUACAGUGGUGUUAAAACCAUUUUGCAGAUCACAGGAUUAUGACACUUGUCUAGAACCACCAGAGAAUAUUUGUGCAACAUGUGCGCUAUCCUUCUUCAUGCAUUUUGAAGAAUAGAUUACAUCAAAUAUAGAACAGUCAAGUUAUAACAAGAACAUGUUUGGUGUGGCAAAACUCAAGCCAUUUGCUGGGUUAAUGUGAUUUUUGAAGUAACAUUCAUAACUAUACCUGUAAUGAAAAACAUACAUUUUCUUUAGGCAAUUUUAAAAAAAAAUGAAAUUGCAAUCCAUGGAGUUCAGUGGGAGAGUUAAAUAUCCACAUAUCACUCUCAAUGAAAUUACCAAUUACUUUUGGUUAUGUUAGGCCCUGAUUCUGCUGCUGCUGCUGCUGUGAAUGUAACAGCAGAAAAUAGCCAUUUUCCUUGUGCAAAGAUUCUUCUAGUUUACAGUGUAUGGAAGGCCUUCAUGCAACAUGAACAACAGUGUUGGCAGUGAGCCCUGCCAGAGAAGGAAAACCCAUGAGAUACAAGAGGAACAGGGGCUGGAGCUUUUGGAAGCUCAUAUAUGCAGUGACAAGUAAAGGGUAUGCCUUGCACCUUAUACUUCCAAGUGCCUGUGUUCCACCUUGGUGAUGUAUUUGUUAUGCACAACUUAAUUCAAUGUGAAAUUAAUGUUCACACAUUCGUGUUAUGUUUUGAUAGCCAAUGAAGAAUAGCGACAAAGAUGAAUUUUAUUGCAGGACAAAAACAAAUACUAUAUAUAAAUCCUGUGUGUUAGCUUAAGGUGCUGUAGCUUAGGGAAAUGACUUGUACUGCAGAAUGGGACCCUUGUGCCUCAGAAGCAGUGCUAAUUUCACAGAAAACGACAAUACCCUGUUUUACUGUCAGUCACAUGACAGACAGACCUUUGCCUCCACAAGUCCUGUGGACCUAACCCUGGCCUUUCUACAUCCACAAUACAUCCACAACACAUAAUGGCCCAGAACAAGAAAUAGUUCUCCACAGGGCUCAGUGAACUGAAUAGAAGCCAGAUAUGGCACAGGACCUCUGCCAUAGCAUUGGUGUGAAUGGAUGCCCUCUCACACCACACUCCUUUCUGUGAGUUCUGUGUACUCUUCAGCAAUAGUCUCAGAUCUCAAGUAGGAAUUUGAGAUAUACAAAGAAAGGCCUGGGUUUUUUUAAAGCUAUAGAAAGGGUUUUUUUAAAAGAUGGGAUGCUAUCCAACCAAAGCCAAACACCGUCACACAGCAUUGAUUUCUGUGAGAGAAAGCUAAGCGUACAAUGAACUCUCCCACUGAAAUUAAUGGAACUUAGAUGUCCUUGGCUACAGCAAGACCAUGUUUUCCCUAAAGUGGAAUAGUUUGAUUUUAAAGGCAGUAAUUAUAUUUGAAAUAAUUUAUUGUUGUUGUUUGGUAGAAUAAUUUGUUUGAAAUGAGAGUCUUUUCUUGUGUGGUGUUUUUUUUUGUUGGUAAUUUUUAAAAAAUUCUGCCUAUUUUUAAAAAAGUAUCACUACCUAGAUAUAUAUGGGACUUCUCAUGAAUGGUAUAUGCAUUUCCUUGUUUGUGUUGUAAUUGUUUGAUUUGUAUGUCCACUGGUUUUAAAGAAGAUUCUAAGAUUGCACAUAUGUGAUGAUUCCAAUGUUUUUGUCUUUUCACUGCACAUAUGCAUAAUUCUUGGCUUGAACUCAAUGAUGGUAAAAUGCUUUAUGUGACUAACUAGUCACAAUGCUCACUUGGUUCCUCUUCUCUGGUAUUUUGUUAGCAGCACUUCAAAUAUAUAGCGUUUUCACACUGGAAUAAAAAUUAUUAGUUGAA